This is a messenger RNA of Mangifera indica (mango), 1985 nucleotides long. RefSeq names its product serine/threonine protein phosphatase 2A 55 kDa regulatory subunit B beta isoform-like. Gene Ontology annotation, molecular function: protein phosphatase regulator activity; protein binding. Gene Ontology annotation, biological process: peptidyl-serine dephosphorylation. Bases 172 to 1722 code for a protein of 516 amino acids. Gene Ontology annotation, cellular component: cytosol; protein phosphatase type 2A complex. The transcript is spliced from 14 exons. NCBI's taxonomy places the organism in Eukaryota, Viridiplantae, Streptophyta, Magnoliopsida, Sapindales, Anacardiaceae. The record is from RefSeq and is a predicted model, not a curated record.
GAUAACGUAGCACAAGCAAGGUGAGGCAAAAAUUAAAGGAGAAACAGAGUCAGUGUCAGUGAAGAAUAGAAUACUCCGGUGCAAGCAUUUUUCUUUUGUUUGCUUUGUCUCUCAGUAAUGGUUAGAUCGCUCCUUACAAUCUAACGACGUCGCGUUUCUCUAUCUGAACUAAUGGUUUUGAAGAGAGAAGACGCUUCCACUCCUUUGGAAUGGAAGUUCUCUCAGGUCUUCGGUGAAAGAAGUCCUGACGAAGAAGUUCAAGACGUUGAUAUCAUAUCAGCAAUUGAGUUCGACAAGACCGGUGAUUACCUUGCCGUCGGAGAUCGUGGUGGUCGUGUUAUUAUUUUCGAAACAGAUAUCGGAAAAGAUACACCGAGCCAGCAGUUUUCAAUAAAUGAGAUGGAGCAAAUGGAUUCAAGUCAAACAAUGCAUAUUCAGUAUCAAUACAAAACCGAAUUUCAGAGUCAUGAGCCUGAGUUCGAUUACUUGAAGAGUUUGGAAAUUGAAGAGAAGAUUAACAGACUUAGAUGGUGUGCAACAACCAAUGGAUCAUUGUUCAUCCUUUCGACAAAUGAUAAGACGAUUAAACUGUGGAAGGUUUAUGCUCCUAGACAAAAAACUAUUAAGGAUCGGAAGGUGAAGAAAGUAAAAGAAAUGGACCCCUCUCCUUAUGUGUAUUCAGAAAACACUCUUCUAGCUGAGAUGAGUUUCAUGAGCAAGCAAAACACGCAGUCUGUACCCAAUGGAUAUCUUCAGUGGACAGAGAAUAUGGAUAAGAACAUGUCACCAUCUCAAGAAGUGCACACCAAGAUUGCCAAUACUGGAGACAGUGCUCAUACUAGAUGUCAAAAGGUGUUUGGGCGUGCUCAUGAUUUUAAUAUCAACUCAAUCUCAAAUAAUAGUGAUGGGGAGACGUUCAUCUCUGCAGAUGACCUCCGAAUAAACUUGUGGAACCUUGAGAUCAGUGGCCAGUGUUUUAAUAUUGUUGAGAUGAAGCCAUCAAACAUGGAUGACCUUACUGAGGUCAUUACUUCAGCACAGUUUCAUCCAAUUCAGUGUAAUCUGCUUGCAUACAGCAGCUCGAGAGGUUUUAUUAGACUGGUUGACAUGCGGCAGUCUGCGUUGUGUGAUAAUAGUGCAAGAAUAUUACAUGAUUCAGAAUCCCAUGGGUCAAAAUCUUUUUUUACGGAGAUAAUGGCAUCCAUUUCUGACAUAAAGUUUGCAAAAGAUGGGCAGCAUCUCUUAAGUCGUGAUUAUAUGAAUUUAAAGUUGUGGGAUAUGCGUAUGGAUUCUACACCAGUUGCAACAUUCAAGAUUCAUGAGCACCUACGCCCCAAGCUAUGUGAGUUGUAUAAUGAUGACUCCAUAUUUGAUAAAUUUGAAUGCUGUGUCAGUGGAGAUGGACUACAUUUUGCAACUGGAUCCUAUAGCAAUCUUUUGCGUAUCUUCUCCUGUGGUAUUGGAAGUGCAGAAGGGGUCACAAUUGAAGCUAGCAAAAGUAGAAACAGAAGGUCAAUACUUCAAGCUGCUCCAAGGUUGAGAAGGUCUUCUUUAAGCAACCUGACUCGUGGGUUUUAUCGGCAAGGGCAUGCAUAUUUCAGCUCAGAUAGUAAUGAAUUUUCGGGUAAAGUGAGCUCCAAGCUGCUGCAUUUAGCAUGGCAUCCAGCCAAAAACUUGAUUGCCUGUGGAUCUGGAAAUAGCGUGUUCUUGUAUUGCGCAUAGUUCCCUGAACCGACAGACGUAAAUAUAUUAGAAUCCAAAUCAAACAGGAUAUAUUUGUUACAAAUCACAGAAUGGGAAAAGUAAAAAUUAGAAAAUGAAAUUUCUCUCUCCUCUCGUGAUGUCUUUGUCAGUUUGUGUAUAAAGUCAAUGAGUUAGGUAUUAAAUGAAUUCAAUUACAUGGAGAUGGAAACUCUCUUAGCAACUCUUCAAUGAUGAGGUUGCUCCACCUAUAAUUUAUAUGGUAAGUCUAAUGCUUCCUCCCU